This is a messenger RNA of Entamoeba nuttalli P19, 2268 nucleotides long. Its product is annotated as DNA mismatch repair protein mutS, putative. Gene Ontology annotation, molecular function: ATP-dependent DNA damage sensor activity; mismatched DNA binding; ATP binding. Lineage: Eukaryota; Evosea; Mastigamoebida; Endamoebidae. The record is from RefSeq and is a predicted model, not a curated record. The coding region runs from base 1 to 2268 and encodes 755 amino acids. The transcript has a single exon. Gene Ontology annotation, biological process: mismatch repair. Gene Ontology annotation, cellular component: nucleus; MutSalpha complex.
AUGAAAAGAAAAAGAGAAAAUGAAAGCCUAUAUGAAAGGGAAAUUGUUAUGGCACUAUGUGAAACAAAAGGAAAAGAAAUAGGAGUAUGUUGGUUUGAAUGUGGUUCUAACACUGUUGGACUAUGUCAAUACCUAGACACAAACACAUACAUACAAACACUAAUCCUUAUUAACAUGUAUUCUCCAACACAAAUAAUUAUCUCCAAAACUCAAGAAAAGAGUGAAUUAACUCAACUUCUUAAAAGAAAUAGAAAUAAAAUUGUUUUUCUUCCAAGAAGUUCAUUUAAUGAAAAUGAAGGUGUAACGUUAUCAGAAAGACUAUUUGUUGGAAGUUGUUGUGAUUUACUUAGAAGGGACUUAACAAAAAGAUAUUUAUGUGCUGCAUCAUUUAAUGCUUUAAUUCAAAAAGUUGAAAAGUCUGCAUUUAUUAUUCAGCCAAGUGCAUUAUAUGGAAAAUACAUUCCUCUGUCUAAUAAAAUAAGAAUUGAUGUUCAAACUGCUCAACAAUUGGAAUUAAUUACAAACAAUUUAGAUGCAAAGAAAACAGGAUCGUUAUUUGCUGUUAUUAAUACAACACUAACAAAUAAUGGAAGAAAAACAUUAAUUGAUAACAUCCUGCAACCCCCCUGUGAUAUUGAAACAAUACUUGAAAGACAAAAUUGUGUUGAGUUCUUUCUUAGAAAUUCAGAAUUAUACUAUCGUUCAAUUGAAUUUCUUAAACAACUCCCUGACAUUGAUAAAAUCAUUACAUCAAUUCUUCAACUAAAUAGAAUUGAUUCUAUCCGUCCAACAACCCUUCAGUCAAUCUUAAAAAAUAUGUGUGAAUUAUAUAAGUUAUUAUAUACAAUUCCUCAAUUCCAAAAGGGUUUUGAACUUCACACAAAUGCUCCACUUCUUAUUACAACAAUGAGAAGUAUAUUAGAUGAUCCAGAAAUUAAUGAAUUAAAGUUAAUUCUAGAAAGUGUUAUGAAUCCAACAAUAAUUCUUUCAAAAAAUACAAUGAAUAAAAUUUGUUUUGUAAUGAAACAAAAUAUUAAUCCAUAUCUCGACGUUUCCCAACAAGUUUUUACAGAAACACUGGAAAAAAUUCAUACCUCUGCUGAAGAAGCAUCAGCUCUCGGGUUGAUAUUAAAAACUACACAAACAGGAUUCUCUUAUAUUUUCAAAGGUACAAAACAAAAUAUUCCUGAAGGAUGUUGUAGAGUUGUUAAAUUAACUGAUAAUAAAUAUUCUGUCAAUACACCAGAAAUGAUUUCCUUAAAUAAUAAAUUCCUUUCUAUCAAAAAUGAUAUUAUUAAAUUAUCAAUUGGGAUGAUCUCAGAAAAGUCUGAAGAAUUAAAAAAAAGAAUCAACGUUCUUAACAAAAUGGCUGAAAUGAUUGGAGUAUUGGAUAUGAUCAUUUGUUUUGUUACUUACUCAUCAACAAACUCAACAAUUUGUAAACCAAAAUUUAAUGACACUCGUUCAAUUAUUAUCAAACAAGGAAAACAUCCAAUUUUACAAACAUCUAUUUCUCAGUUUAUUCCUAAUGAUACUUAUAUUGAUGAUACUUCUCGUUUUUGUUUAAUUAAUGGACCAAAUAUGGGAGGAAAAUCAACCUAUAUUAGACAAAUAGCAUUAUUAAUGAUUUUGAGUCAUAUGGGAUGUUUUAUCCCUGCAAAAGCUGCUUCAAUACGUCCAUUAACAAACAUCUUAUCAAGGUUAUCUACUGAUGAUUCAAUAGAAUUAAAUCAAUCCUCAUUUAUGAAAGAAAUGGAAGAAGUUAAAGAGAUUAUUGAAUUAAUGAAUGACAGUUCCUUAAUUCUUAUUGAUGAGUUAGGAAGAGGAACAGGGAUUAUUGAUGGUGUUUCUAUUUCAUGGGCUGUUAGUGAAGAAAUCAUUCUUAAAAGCUUAUCAACAUGCCUUUUUGUUUCUCAUUUCCCUGAAUUAAACAACUUAGAAAGACUAUAUCCUCAUGUUGUACGUCAAUUUCAUAUGGAAGUUGUAUUGAACGAUCAUGGACUAUGUCCAAAAUACAAAUUAACAGAAGGGUUUGAUGAGAAUGACUACUAUGGAAUUCAAAUUGCAGAAAUGGCUGGAUUUCCUCUUUCUAUCAUCCAAAACGCAAUUGAAAUCAAAAAGAAUAUUCAAAAAGAUACCACCCAACAAUUUAAUACAGCAAAGUAUGACCUUGGUCAAAAGUUAAUUGCUCUAAAAGAUAGCCAGCUUGAUCAAUCCAAUUUACGUGCGUAUUUAAAAUAUCUGAAACAAAUGUUUCUUGAAGAAUAA